Messenger RNA from Alosa alosa (allis shad), 3089 nucleotides. It is a transcript of the gene lrrc28, whose product is annotated as leucine rich repeat containing 28. Gene Ontology annotation, molecular function: protein binding. The record is from RefSeq and is a predicted model, not a curated record. The transcript is spliced from 10 exons. The coding region runs from base 386 to 1486 and encodes 366 amino acids. NCBI's taxonomy places the organism in Eukaryota, Metazoa, Chordata, Actinopteri, Clupeiformes, Clupeidae.
AUUGUCAACAUGUCAUGCAUCGUAAUGUAAUCGUAAUGCACCGUAAUGUAAUUUAUCCCAGUUAUGAUACUGUAACCGUCGAAUGCAAUUGUGAGGGCUAUAUCAGAGAACAGAAAUAAUUCAAUAAUAUGAAACAUUGGUGAAUGUUUGAAAGAAGAAUACUAUUUUCAGCCUUCAGCGACUUUUAUUUGAUGAGGAACAUUUAUUUUCACCACGUCCUUUCCAUGUAACAUUGUGGAACGAUUCAACCAGUUUCAACGUCAACGUUACCCCUGAACUCAACUUGCAAAAAUGGCAAGCUGCAUGAAUUGGCAUGGUAAACGAGUUACAAUGGAUUAACUGAGAGAGGGGAGCAAGCCCGGAGGAUAGGGGCCUUCAUUCUACCAUGGCCUCAGAACUCCAUGAGACAAUAUGUAUGGCAAAGCAGGAACGCCACAAGAAUUUGUUUCUCAAUUACAGGAAUCUGAACAACUUUCCUGUCGAACUUCUGAAAGAUGAGGGACUGCAGUUUUUGGAAAGACUUUACAUGAAGAGGAACUCCCUUACAAGUUUGCCUGACAAUCUUGCACAAAAACUUCCAAAUCUGAUCGAACUGUAUUUGCACUCAAACAAUAUUGCCAUCAUUCCUGAAGCUAUAGGAAAUUUAGCCAAGCUACAGUCCCUGGAUCUGAGUGACAAUGCCCUACAGGUUAUAUGUCCUGAGAUUGGUCGGCUGAGGUCUUUACGCCACUUGCGAUUGGCCAACAACCAGUUGAAGUUCCUUCCUCAAGAGAUCGGGGAUCUGCGUGAGCUGGAGACCCUGGACGUGUCCAUGAACCUGCUAAGCUCUCUGCCCGAGCGGCUCCACCAGUGCCUGUCCCUGCAGUGCCUGACGGCCGACCGCAACAACCUGCGCUGCCUUCCGCGCCAGCUCUGCCAGCUGCACAGCCUCAACGAGCUCUCCAUGGCCGCCAACUGCCUGGCCUCGCUGCCCCUCGAUCUCGGGCGCUCACGGGAGCUGCAGUUUGUCUUUGUGGACAACAACAUUCACCUGAAAGGCCUUCCAUCCUACCUGUAUAACAAAGUCAUCGGCUGCAGUGGAUGUGGGCUGUCAGCGCAGGUGUCUGAUGUGAAGCUGGUCACACUGGCGCUGGGGGAGAUGACCGUGACCCUGCCGGCGGAAGUGAAGGCCAUUGGCUCGGAGCUGGAUCAGGUGGUGCCCCUGGAGGAGCUGGCCAUGAGGGCCCUGCACAGCAUGUACAACGGCCCCCCAAAAGGUGUGAAGAUCCUGCCUCCCAUCCUGUUGCCUAAGAGCCUGCUAGACCUCCUGCAGUGCCCGCUGGGACACUGCCACCGCUGCAGCCAGCCCAUGUUUACCAUCGUCUACCCCAAGCUCUUCCCCCUGCGCGAGACGGCCCUGGCGGGCGUCCACAGGAGAACCACAGUGAGUUUUGUGGCAUAUUGCUGCUCCAGUCAGUGUUUGAGGACAUUUGACCUGCAGGGAUGAGAAGCGUAGGUGUGGCGCCCUCUCCCUCCCUCCUGUUCUCCUCUCAGUGCACUGAAGGCUGCCCUCAUCCACAUGAAGGGAACGGAGGAUUGGGUUUCUCUCCCACUCUCUACGGCUGCUACAGCUAAACGGACUACAGAGAGCAGAUGCUACACUUAUCUUGUCCCACAAACCACUUAUGAAGGAGAAGGCCCCAGCAAAGGGACACGGGGCCAACGAUGGCGAUGAAUGUCACAACCCCCCACACACACACACACACACACACACACACACACACACACACACACACACACACACACACACACACACACACACACUUCCCUCCUCCAUAACUCACAUGUCCCGUGUUUGAUAACAAACAGUCAUCAGGCUCUGACGGUUUUAAUGUUUUUCAUUUAACCUGAUCAGAAAUGACCGUGGAAUAAGCAGAACGUUCUGGAAUGUUCCACACAUCAUCAUCAUCAGUCGAUCCAGUAAUUUAGCAGUGUCAAGUCAUCGCCAGUGAAUACUACACAUCUCACUACAAGCGGAUGAAGAACUCUCAUUUCUCCUCAUCUGAGAGAGAAAGCAAAAUCUACUUUCCUAGUUAUUUUCAAAUGUGUGCUUAGCAUUAAUGUGUCAUGGUGGCAAAGAUAGCUCAAACAAAUAUAUUUUGGUCUACAAAAACAUGUUGAUUAUCAGAGUGAAGAGUUUGGUCCCAAAUACUGCUUGGAUAUUGGAGUAAAUUACAUAAAGUGAAAUAUAUCUUAAUCAAUCACCACGAGAAGUGCAUUUAUACAUUUUUUUUUUUUUUUAAGAAAAUGCCUUUGGUGUUUCCAAGGUCACACCAAGUGUAGAGAAACAAGGCUGCCAUCAUCACAUUGGAAGAGUUUUGGUGCUGAGUGACUGACUGUGUUCAGAUGACGUGGGGAGUGGGCCCAAGGCUCAUGUGCAUUCGAUUGUACACUGUCUAGUUUGUGUGCUUCCUCUGAUGUAUUCUGAAGUUUGCACUUGAAUGAAACUCCCAGCUGGCUUUGUGAGGUUUGAUCCAAAACUGUGAGCCACACACACACAGACACAGACACACACAGAGAAAGAAAAAAAGCUCAGUGUUGGCCUGAUAAUUAAGGCUCUUUCAGUGACUGUGUUGUCAAGCCCCUUGAAUGAAGGCCAAAAUGAACAGAUUGUGAAUUUUGGAAAACCUGUGAAACAAACGUACAGGCUCAAAUAUUAACUGGAAGAAUUGCGAGUGUGGAUCAUAUGAAGACAUUUACUGCUUGAAUCUCAGCACACUGACUGAGAAGGUGAAACGGAUCAUUAGAUUUCUUUACACGGCUCCCACAGUGGCUCUUCCAACCUACUAGAUGGUUAUAACUAAUGUCUCAUUUGCCAACAACCAAGGGAGUUUAUUUCAUAGAGUUUGGUCACCAAGAUGACAGCAUUUCGUUCAAUAGAAUGAAGGAAGGCGGCGUACAUAGUGGAAUUAAGUUUUUUUUUUUUUUAGCAGUCCUUCAUUUUAACUGAUUUUUUGUACAUUGUGUUUACUCUGUAAGAAAAUCUAAUUUAUGAAUAAUUGCUUUUGUUUGAAUGUCUGACAUUUGGCAAAAAUCAUUCUUAAUUUUCA